This is a messenger RNA of Musa acuminata subsp. malaccensis (wild Malaysian banana), 4420 nucleotides long. The record is from RefSeq and is a predicted model, not a curated record. Lineage: Eukaryota; Viridiplantae; Streptophyta; Magnoliopsida; Zingiberales; Musaceae.
UAUGGUCGUCUCCAUGCUUCGCCUCCGGCGUUGCUUCGGCCUCGGCCCAUGUCGUCUCCGCCCCUCGCCUUCGACGUCGCCUCCGUAACCAUCUAAAAGCUUGUGUUGGCACCAUCUUCCUCUCACCUCGAAUGCUAACAUGACAUAUGGGUCGAUCAAAUGACAAAUAUCCAAUAGCACUCAUCUGGUGUUUAAUUGUCGUUUUGGCCUUUUCUUCUCUCCAUGAUUUCCUGAUCAUACCAUUCGAUAUCAUAUUGUUUUUGUUUUUUUUAAUAAUAUAAAAUGAUAUAUUUUACGCGAUAUUUUUGUACCAUACUGAUUCCACAGAUUGUCCAAAGAUUCCACCUUUUAAGCUCUAAUCUGCAAGUAAAAGGACCCAUCAGCAUCGAAGACAAUAAUGUCGAGGGGGAGGAUGUCAUGCAGGAGAAGAAGAAGAAGAAGAAGAAGAAGAAGAAGGUUGUGCGGGCCUUCUCUCCCACACAACACGGGAAUUCUGCGACAUCUUAUCAAAUAUCAGAUCAGCUGCCACUGGAUCCUCAUCCAUCAACAAUCAAAGAACACAAGGCAGCUCUUCCAACCUUGAAAUCGAGUUACUCAUGGUGACCAACAGCAAAUACAGUGAAAGUAGGUGUCUGUCGGUCCGAGAACUGUUCUCCUCUUACUGUGCAUUCAGUUUCAGCUUCACCAGGACAAGCAGCAAGUGGAACAGUCCAUACUCUACUUGGUGCCCUUUAUGUGUUUGUUGAUAUUCUUCUUACAUUUUGUGACAGUUGUUGCCAGUCCCUGUCACCAUUAAUUCCCUCCUGUGCAGAGUUCAGUAGGACAUAUGAGCUCCUGGUUCCAUCUUCACCUGUUCAUUUGUGCUUCGUAAUUUUGUGCUGACCCCCUUUUUCCCCUUUUCCUUGUUCAGCUAUUGUUCCCUCACUUCCUCUUCUUGGCUAACAGCAUAGAUUUCACGGCUCAAGGCAUCUGAAUUGUCUAAUUCCUUUUCAUUUUCCUGUUUCAGGGAACUCCUUCAGAUAAUUUCUUCUGUUUUCCUCCAGCGUACCACUCCUAUUGUACUCCUUCUAUUUCAAGUACCUUUUCUCUAGUUAGGUCUAGGGUUUAGCUAGCAUAAUAUUCUGUGCUUCUCACUUGUCUUGCUAGAGAGAGAUAGCUCUUGGUAGUUUCCGUUUCUUGGUCUUUCGUUUGCUUUUCUUUUCUAAUAUUUCUUUUUUGACCUUUCUUUAUGAUCAUAAUUGGCUCUUACUCUUUCUUGUUUCUUCAUUUUCUUACUUUCUAGUGACGCUUUGCAUAUUUGUUAAUCAUGGUUUAUGUUCUUCAGCCUCCUGGUUACACUGAUACGUGAGAAGGUUAUUAUUGGUUUGGUCCUGGUAAUGAUGCUAGCGGUUUUGGUUUUGUUUCGGAGACUAUGAUGCAAUUCUGAAAUCAACGAACAAUCUAGGAUCCUUAAUUAUGGAUCCUACCAUGAAGCAUGCUUUGCUUCUAUUUUUGGCACUCUGUUUUAGUCUCCUUCGGAGUGACCUCGGUAGGAAUGUCUCUGCUAUAAGACCUCCUACAGUGCACAUUGGAGCUCUUUUUUCCCACAAUUCCACCAUUGGAAGAGUUGCCAAGGUUGCCAUUGAUGCUGCAGUGAGCGAUGUCAAUGCAGACCCAAGUGUUCUCCAAGGCACGAAGCUGGUUGUUGAAAUGCAAGACUCCAAUUGCAACAGUUUCAUUGGUAUUGUUCAAGUUCAUGGAGACAGACAUUGUCGCAAUCAUUGGUCCGCAAUCUUCCGUAAUUGCACAUGUCAUUUCACAUGUUGCAAACGAUCUGCAAGUCCCUCUUCUUUCCUUUGCUGCCACAGAUCCUACUCUUUCUUCACUGCAAUAUCCCUUUUUUGUCCGAACAACCCAUAGCGAUCUCUUUCAAAUGGCUGCUGUAGCUGAACUAGUUGACUAUUACCAGUGGAGCCAGGUGAUAGCCAUAUUCGUCGAUGAUGAUUAUGGUAGAAAUGGAAUAAAUUCUCUAGGUGAUAAGCUUUCAGAGAAGCGCUACCAGAUAUCCUACAAGGCUGCAUUGCAACCCGGGGCUACAAGGCGUGACAUCAUGGAUUUGUUGGUUAAAGUUGCGCUGAUGGCUUCACGGAUUAUUGUCGUACAUGUGAAUCCAAGCAUCGGUAUUGAAGUUUUCGCCACAGCAAGAUAUCUAGGUAUGGUGUCAAAUGGGUAUGUUUGGAUAGCAACAGAUUGGCUUUCUUCAAUUUUAGAUUCUUCAACUCCACUGGAUACAGAUAUUUUGGACACAAUGCAAGGAGUUCUUGUAUUGCGACAGCACACUGUAGAUUCAAAACUCAAGAACACUCUAACUUCAAGAUGGAGCCAGUUGACCAAGAACGGCACAACUGAGAACUUCCAUCUUAACUCUUAUGGUCUAUAUGCUUAUGACACAGUGUGGCUGGUUUCUCAUGCAUUGGAUGCCUUUUUCAAUGAUGGUGGAUCGAUUUCAUUUUCAAAUUUCUCAAAUCUGCAUGAUGCUGAGGGAAGGAAUUUACACCUCGAAGCAAUGAGUGUGUUUGAUGGGGGCCAGAUUUUGCUGAACAAGAUUCAUAAUGUGAAUUUUGAUGGUGUUACUGGGAAAGUCCAGUUCGACUCUGAAGCGAACCUCAUUCACCCUGCUUAUGAUAUCCUCAAUAUGCUAGGAACUGGAUGGCGAACAAUCGGUUACUGGACAAACUACUCUGGAUUGUCAAUUAUGUCACCUGAAGAACUGUAUAUGAAUCCAGCAAAUAGUUCCAGUGCAAAUCAACAACUGUAUAGUGUCAUUUGGCCUGGGGAGGUGAUAACAAAGCCUCGUGGUUGGGUUUUCCCUAAUAAUGGGAAAGAGUUAAGAAUUGUUGUUCCUAACAGAGUAAGUUACCGGGAAUUUGUUUCAGUAGAGCCAGAUAACGAUGGCGUGAAGGGAUACUGCAUAGAUGUCUUUACUGCUGCCAUAAACUUGCUUCCAUACCCUGUCCCAUACAAGUUCAUACCUUUUGGAAAUGGCCAUGAGAAUCCCAAUUAUGCUAUGCUUGCUGAGUUGGUUGCGUCAGGUGACUUUGAUGCUGCUAUAGGCGAUAUAGCCAUAGUUACAAAUCGAACAAAGAUUGUUGAUUUUACCCAGCCAUAUAUCGAAUCGGGGCUUGUCAUAUUGGCUCCUAUAGAAAAGCUCAACUCAGAUGCUUGGGCUUUCUUGCAGCCAUUCACAGUGGCGAUGUGGUGUGUCACUGGGUUAUCCUUACUCAUAAUAGGAAUAGCCGUUUGGAUCCUUGAGCACAGGAUCAACGAUGAAUUCCGUGGGCCUCCAAAAAAACAGCUAGUUACAGUCUUUUGGUUCAGCUUCUCGACACUGUUUUUCGCUCAUAGAGAAAAUACUAUGAGUACUCUGGGGCGCGUAGUUCUGAUAAUAUGGCUUUUUCUGGUUUUAAUUCUUCAAUCCAGUUACACAGCUAGUCUGACGUCAAUUCUCACUGUGCAACAACUAUCAUCACCUGUAAAAAGCAUUGACAGUUUAAUUGCUAGUAAUGAGCCUAUCGGGUUUCAAGUUGGCUCAUUUACUGAGAACUAUCUUGUUGAGGAGCUUGGCAUUUCAAGAUCCAGAUUGAAAGCACUUGGUACCCCAAAUGAUUAUGUUAGAGCCCUUGAGCUAGGCCCCAAAAAAGGAGGUGUUGCCGCUGUGGUGGAUGAACGCCCCUAUAUCGAACUAUUUCUCUCAAUCCAAUGCGAGUUUGCCAUAGUAGGCUCAGAAUUUACCAAAAAUGGCUGGGGAUUUGCAUUCCCCAGGGACUCCCCUUUAGCUGUGGAUUUGUCCACUAAUAUCCUUACACUAUCAGAAAAUGGCGAUCUCCAAAGAAUUCAUGACAAGUGGCUUACCGGAAGAAGUUUGUGCAGCUCCCAAACGAGCGAGCUUGAGUCUGACCGCCUCCAACUUAAUAGCUUCUGGGGAUUGUUUCUGGUAUGUGGAAUGACAUGUACUGUUGCAAUGUUCGUAUACUUUGCGAUCAUGGUGCACCAGUACAUUCGCCACUACCCCUUGGAGGAAAGUGACUCUUCCGACCAUGGAAGCUCAAAAUCUGGGUGCAGCCUGCAGAGAUUCUUCUCCUUCAUCGAUGAGAAGGAAGAAGAUGUGAAGAGCAGGUCAAAGAGCAGGAAGAUGUUGCAGGCAGGAAACACUAGUCUUGAUAGUGAAAGCCAUAACAUUUUUUAGCUCAAACAAGAGUUCUUUGGGUUUGAAUGCUACAAGAACUCCAUAACUGUGAAUUGCUGUGGCAAUAUACGAGAGGCCAAAUCAAGAUUUUCUUCAGAAAGUUUGAGAAUCAAGAUAUUAUUUUCUAUGACAGUUUAGACCGAAAGAGGAGUGUCAAGGUAAAGAUGAGAUCCAUUAUACUGCAUGUGUGAUUCA